AUGGCUCUAUACGGUGGAGCCGUCUUCGGUCCCGCUGCCACUGCCUGGUUUGGCAUCCUCCAGCGUCAUGUCGUCCUCAAGAGCACUGCGUCCACAACUGCUGCCCGUGUCGCCGCCGAUCAAGUCUUCUUUGCCCCGGUCCAGCUCACCUGUUUCGUAUCAGCAAUGGCUAUCCUGGAAGGCGUUGAUCCCGUUGAAAGGUGGAAAAAUGCCUUUGUUCCAGCUUAUAAGGCCAACCUGAUGGUCUGGCCAUUUGUACAGGGUGUCAACUUUACAUUUGUCCCGGUAGAGUUGCGCUUGCUGUUCGUCAAUGUUAUUAGUUUGGGCUGGAACUGCCUCCUUAGCUUGAUGAACAGCAGCGAUCUCGGAUUCCUUUUACCUUCUUUGUGCGAAAAGCCCCGAUUUGCGCUUUCCCUGAAAUUCUCGCCCCUCCGACUUUCCCAACUCGAUCGUCCCCCUCCCCCUCCAUAUCCAUUUAUCAUGGCUACCGUCGCAGAAAACGGUACUCCGGCUGUUGCCGAUGAGAACUCUGUUCCUGUCACUGAGACUCAGACUGGUGACGCCGUCACUGUCUUCCACAACCCCGAUGACUUCAACGUGAAGCACCCUCUUAUGCACGAAUGGACUCUUUGGUUCACCAAGCCCCCCAGUGGCAAGGGCGACAACUGGAACGAUCUGCUUAAGGAGGUGGUUACCUUCAGCUCCGUUGAAGAAUUCUGGGGAAUCUAUAACAACAUCACGCCGACCUCCGAACUUGGCCUCAAGGCCGAUUACCACCUCUUCAAGAAGGGCGUACGACCUGAGUGGGAGGACCCCCAAAACAAGCACGGUGGAAAGUGGUCAUACCAGUUCAAGGACAAGCGCUCUGUCCCCAUCGACGAACUCUGGCUGCACGCGCAGCUGGCCGCGAUCGGCGAGACCCUCGAGAACGACGACGACAACGAAGUGAUGGGAGUGGUUGUGAAUGUGCGCAAGGGCUUCUAUCGUGUCGGUCUAUGGACACGCACAGUCGGUAAGAGCAUCCAGGGCGAUAAGCACACCCGCACACAGGCGCAGGGCAAGGAGAUUCUCGAGGCAAUUGGUCAGCGUUUCAAGGACGUGCUGCGGCUCAACUUGGCGGAUGUGGUGGAGUUCUCCGGCCACACCGACAGUGCACACAGUGGUAGCACGCGUGCGAAGGCCAAGUACACUGUUUAA
Penicillium digitatum Pd1 is the source of this 1197-nucleotide messenger RNA. Its product is annotated as eukaryotic translation initiation factor 4E. Lineage: Eukaryota; Fungi; Ascomycota; Eurotiomycetes; Eurotiales; Aspergillaceae. The record is from RefSeq and is a predicted model, not a curated record. Gene Ontology annotation, molecular function: translation initiation factor activity; RNA 7-methylguanosine cap binding. Gene Ontology annotation, cellular component: eukaryotic translation initiation factor 4F complex; cytoplasm. Gene Ontology annotation, biological process: translational initiation.